This is a messenger RNA of Culex pipiens pallens (northern house mosquito), 1699 nucleotides long. RefSeq names its product integumentary mucin C.1-like. Gene Ontology annotation, cellular component: extracellular region. The record is from RefSeq and is a predicted model, not a curated record. The transcript is spliced from 3 exons. NCBI's taxonomy places the organism in Eukaryota, Metazoa, Arthropoda, Insecta, Diptera, Culicidae. Gene Ontology annotation, molecular function: chitin binding. Bases 611 to 1357 code for a protein of 248 amino acids.
CACAAAGCUGGCAAUCAACUUCCUUAUGAAUUCGGCUGCUAAUUUCAACUAUUUGUUUUGGUUUCUGCUUGCUAUGCGACACUUGCCGUGAUAAAAUGCGACCAACUCUAAACAACACUGUUUGUCAAGCACAGUGGCUCAGCAACCAAUGCUAAAAUUACUCACUUUCAAGGUGACGAAUAUUCGUACCAGCCAGGGCUGUGAGGACGUUGAUUUUUUAUGGCUUCUACUUAAGAUUUUCAAGAUGUAUCAACUACGAAUCCAAAAACAACUCUCUUGGCAAGUUGUUUAAAAUUGGUCGACUCCGACACCAACUCUAACCCUGAUUGCUCACAAAGUUCCAACUCAACAGCUCUGGUUUCAACCCAGUUUGUCCAAACAAUAGCAGCACGAGCUGAGAAAUGCUGUAAUUUUAGACAAAAACUGCAUUGUACGGAUUGUUUUGCCCCAAAAAAAUAUAAUAAUUCUAGCAUCGUCCGGAAUUCGAUAUCGGACAGUACGUGCCCACAGGACGGGGUGCGUUGGUGGCCCAUGCCUCUUCCUACUCAACGUCAUCAACACCGUAGUACAAGUCUGCUGCGGACAGUUGCUCCAAAGGUUAAGGAAGCAGAUGAAAGUCACGUUCGGACGGUAUUUUAUAAGUAACGCAGCAUCGGUCCUCAGCUCUAGUACGGGUUCAGCUAUGAAGAUUCGGCAGCUAGUGGGGCUGAGUGCGGUGCUGGCCAUCGGAGUUCAGUGGGUUCGCGGUCAAAACUGCGUCGGAACCGGUACCGAUUUCAUGUGUCCAGAUCCGCAGGGAUCGCUCGAGGUGUACGUGCGGCACGAGACCUACUGCAACCGGUUCUACAAGUGCAUCGAGGGCAAGCCCGUCGAGGGUCGAUGCCCCGCCGGCAGUUACUUUAACCCAGUGGAGAACCUGUGCUGUCCGGAUGAGUCCCUCUGCUAUCGAUCUCAACCGUGUGUGGCUCCGGUCGAGGGUUGCCAAGGCUGCGUCAACAAGCUGAUCCCAACCGGAGUCGAUCCGUCCGAGUUCUUUGUGUGCAACUGUGACGGAACCGGUGAAGGUCGCAAGUGUCCGUGGGCGUUCGAUGCCUGUUCCAGGACAAACGUGACGCUAGUCUUUGUCAACGGACGCUGCCAGAAUCCGAACGCGGCUGGAGCAACCACGGUGGAACCGGCUUCCACAACCACGGUAGCCCCGAGCUCGACGACUGAAGCUUCGACUACCACGGCGGAGCCGACGACGACGACAGCUGCGUCUACGACGGCUGAUUCUACGACGGAGGCAAGUUCGACUACGGAGGCAUCUACGACAGAAGUGACCACGACGGUGGCGCCUGCCAAGCGGAAAAAGUAAACAGAUUUUGAAGGAUCUCAGCCCAAAUUAUCAUCGCACACACGCAUUGUCGUAGAAACGACCCCGCCGGUAGCCGCACUACAAACCAAACAAUUAGUUUUAAAAUAUAUGCUCAACCUACUGAAACCUCACAACCGGCUUUCCAUGUUUACCCGAUUGAUUAGCGACACCUGCGAAAGAAAUAUCUCUCGAGCUUCCGGUCUUCAAACUCUCCAAACACCAACGGAUUCGACAACAUCAUUUCAAGUUCACCUUGGGUGGCUAAUUAUCGUCUCCCGGCACCACCAAGACAAGUGUGAAUAACUAAUCCAGAGCUGACACACUUAUUCCACUUCAUGUUGU